This is a messenger RNA of Closterium sp. Naga37s-1, 228 nucleotides long. NCBI's taxonomy places the organism in Eukaryota, Viridiplantae, Streptophyta, Zygnematophyceae, Desmidiales, Closteriaceae. The record is from the annotation of a GenBank genome assembly.
UGGCAAGGCACUGGGUGGACGGUGCUGCCUGCCGCCAUGAUGCGAGGAUCCGCUGGGGUGAGGGGCGCUGCUGGCAAGGCUGGGGGGGGGGCGGGGCGCCGGUCCAAGGAGCUGAGGGCCGGGCCAAGGGCACGUAAGAGUGGCAUGGCAGGAUUGCUGCCGCCGCCAAGAUGGGAGGGUCGGAACGGCCAGUGGGAGGUGGACAGUGAAGGGUGUGUGCUGGGAUAA